UGUCACGUCUGGGGCUCCGUAAUUAUGCGCACUCGGGAAGGAAAGAGGGUGCACGUCAGGAGGUUAGGUGACUGAGCGAGGGAAGGAGACAAGGGAGCUGGGGAAGUAAGGGAAGGAUGUGAGAUAUCCGCAAAGGAGGCCAAGAAGCAAGAAAAGAAUGCUACGGGCUAGUGAGCAAAGCUGGGGACGGAAAGGGGGCCAGGAUGCAAGUGCGCACAUGAGGAAGGAUUCUGGGGGUCAAGAGGAGGGAGGAAGGUCUCAUUUCUCGGGGCUGGCUAGCUAGCUGACGCAUCCUUGCCGAGCAGCGGCAGGGGGGCGCUUGGCGAGCUCGCCGGGCCGAGCCGAGCCGAACCGAACCGAACCGAACCGAACCAUCCAUGGGUGGCUGUGUGGGGAGCCAGCACGACUCCUCGGGCAGCUUGAACGACAACUCGGACGGCACCGGAGCUAGCAGGCUAAUGACCGAAUGUCCGUCUUGGUUGCGGGCAGUGGCUCUGGGGCGGAACCAGCCCCUCAAGCGCGAGCGGCCCAAAUGGAAAAGCGACUACCCCAUGACGGAGGGCCAGCUGCGCAGCAAGCGCGACGAGUUCUGGGACACGGCGCCGGCGUUCGAGGGCCGCAAGGAGAUCUGGGACGCGCUGAGGGCGGCCGCCGGCGCCUUCGAGAGCCGGGACCACCCGCUGGCCCAGGCCAUCCUGGACGGCGCCAGCAUCACGCUGCCUCACGGCGCGCUGAGCGAAUGCUACGACGAGCUGGGCAACCGCUACCAGCUCCCGGUCUACUGCCUGGCGCCGCCCGUCAACAUGAUCGAGGAACGCUCCGACGAGCCCGACGGCUCGGACCGGGACUCGGGCGGCGGCGCUGACGCGGCGGAGGGCGACGACGGCGAGCGCCAGCUGCGUCUGCGCCUCUCCACGGGCCGCGACCUGCGCCUGCGGGCGCGCUCGGCCGACACGGUGGGCGCCAUGAAGCGGCGCCUCCAUAGCCAGGAGGGCGUGCCCGCCGCCGCCCAGCGCUGGUUCUUCUCGGGGCGCCCGCUCGCCGACAGGCUGCGACUGGAGCAGAUCAACGUCUCGCGGGAAUACGUGGUCCAGGUCAUCAUCAGCCAACCCCCGGACACGCCCCCGUGCCGCGCCCACGCCCCGGAAACGCGGCCGGAACCCACGCCCGUCGACGGUUAAUAAACACGGCGCCCGCGCCGCCAGACAGUUGAAAGCCGCGCCAUCGGGCAGGCGAACACGGCGCCCGUUGACGGUUAGGAUGGCUCGGGAACGUUCGGACGCUAAAAGGCACGUGUCGUUUGGUUGUCGCUAUGGAAACCACCACAAGAAAAAAACUAAGUUGUGCUUUUGUUGCCGUGACAACGCAAUGGUUAGCACCUCAUGCUAACGUUGAGGACAAAAAAAUGCUGGAUUAUUACCACUUCACAACAUAACCGUGCGUGUGUGAGAGUAGUCCACGCGGCAGACGUGUAAAGUUGAGCACGACAUUUUUUGAUUGAGAAUCCAACUUUUUUAAAUUAAAA
Messenger RNA from Phycodurus eques (leafy seadragon), 1525 nucleotides. RefSeq names its product ubiquitin domain containing 2 (gene ubtd2). The record is from RefSeq and is a predicted model, not a curated record. Gene Ontology annotation, molecular function: protein binding. The transcript is spliced from 3 exons. The coding region runs from base 378 to 1181 and encodes 267 amino acids. Lineage: Eukaryota; Metazoa; Chordata; Actinopteri; Syngnathiformes; Syngnathidae.